This is a messenger RNA of Nerophis ophidion (straightnose pipefish), 907 nucleotides long. RefSeq names its product RNA polymerase I and III subunit D (gene polr1d). The transcript has 7 exons. Gene Ontology annotation, molecular function: DNA binding; DNA-directed RNA polymerase activity; protein dimerization activity. The coding region runs from base 85 to 513 and encodes 142 amino acids. Gene Ontology annotation, cellular component: RNA polymerase I complex; RNA polymerase III complex. The record is from RefSeq and is a predicted model, not a curated record. NCBI's taxonomy places the organism in Eukaryota, Metazoa, Chordata, Actinopteri, Syngnathiformes, Syngnathidae. Gene Ontology annotation, biological process: DNA-templated transcription.
CUCCAUCUUUGCCUGUCAGACUGAAAGACGGGUUAGUGCUCAAUAACGCGUUGCUUCUGCAAGCCGCGGAAGUGAAAGGACAGCAUGGCUGCUGAAGGGGAGAAAAAACGAGUCCUGGAAAUGGUCCAGGCUGAUGGGGCGGAUGAGGGCUCCGUGACAUUUGUGAUGCAUGAUGAAGACCAUACCCUGGGAAACUCCCUGCGCUAUAUGAUCAUGAAAAAUGAGUGUGUUGAAUUUUGUGGGUACACCAUCACACAUCCAUCAGAGAGCAAGAUCAACUUUCGCAUUCAGACAAAAGAUGGAACUCCAGCCAUCGAGACUCUUCGUAGGGGCCUGACUGAGCUCUGUGAUGUUUGUCAACAUGUUCUCAACACUUUUGAGGUGAAACUUCACUAUGGAUCAGAGCGCGGUCAAGCGAACAUGGAUCCUACCGGAUGUCAAGCAGCAGGUUUCGCUGCUGUCGACUCCCCUGAGACACUUCGCGACAACACACCCGUGGACAAACAUCUCUGACUAUCAGGCAAAAGUAAAUGAAUUCCAAGAGAAACAGGAGCAACCCAUGGAGUGACUGAAGAUCCAUCAUGCAAAAUUUCUUUGUCAUAUGUUCCUUUGAAUAUACAAUAUCUUAUUUAUAUUGUUUUAUACAUCAAACACCCUGAGAACCAGCGUCCUCUGCAGUGGACAUGCAUAACAAUGCAAUUUUUUGUAACUCUGACAAAAGACCAACAACAAUGUCCGCUGCAGAAGAUGCUGGACCUGCGGAGAAUGUGUUUUACUUAAGUCGUGGCACAUUUAAACUUUUGUACAGGCUGCUCUUUUGUAAGAUUUUUUUUUUUUUUUGUAUUCCAUUUGACCCUUUCAUACUUUAAGAAUUGUUGGCAUGUGACAUUAAACUUAAGAAAACAUC